Messenger RNA from Manis javanica (Malayan pangolin), 3767 nucleotides. It is a transcript of the gene GAD1, whose product is annotated as glutamate decarboxylase 1. Lineage: Eukaryota; Metazoa; Chordata; Mammalia; Pholidota; Manidae. Gene Ontology annotation, cellular component: presynaptic active zone; cytoplasm. Gene Ontology annotation, biological process: GABA biosynthetic process. Gene Ontology annotation, molecular function: pyridoxal phosphate binding; glutamate decarboxylase activity. The record is from RefSeq and is a predicted model, not a curated record.
UCGGGGAAGCCAGGAGCUGGAGGAGGUCACCGAAGUGAAAAAGGGACGGAGGGGCUCCGGGGUCGCAGUGUUCUCCCUUUUUGGAGGUCUCCUUUCCCUUUACACCAAUCCUGGCUCAGGGGAGCCAGCGAGGACACGACCCAGAACGCACUUUUGGUCAGGGAAGAGUCGCAGUCCUGGGGGAGUUGCGGGUAAAGAAAUUGAGGCAAAGCUUUUGCUCUUCAUCAAGAUAUGGGAGGAGGAGGGAAAGAAGGUAGGGAAGAAGAACCGCUCAGCAAGGCAGACUUUCUUCAUGGGAAUUAUCUUUUCCCAGGUCUUACUCGACAUUCUGCCUGUUUCAAAAAAUAGACUGUGUUGAGUACCUUUUUCCUUUUCCGGGUGCAAAACCGUGAUGUGGGUUUAUAAUCAUCCUUUAAAGCUCCAGAGCAGAUCGGGCACCUGCAAAGGAGCCCCGCGGUUCUGCCGACCUGCUGCCCCGCGAGCAGCAGCCUCGUGAUUCCCCCGCCGAGCAGGUCCCGCCUCCCCACUCCGCCCCCGCCUCCCUCGAAGCCCAGCAGCCGCCUCUCCCUAGCGCUCUCUUCUCCCGGCGCUCGCGUGCGGGACGGUGCUGGCUGAAGCGAGGCGGCCGCUGGAGGCCGGGGAGAUCACGCCUGCGGCACGGCCGGGCGGAGCCGAGCGGAUAGCCAGCCGCUGCGCGGAGGAGCGGCAGGAGUGCCGGCUUGCUGUCGCCGAGUCCAGGGCCUAUUUCUGCGCCCUACUGGCCGAGGACCCCGGUACGACCUAGCUGAUGGCGUCUUCGACCCCUUCUUCGUCUGCAACCUCCUCGAACGCGGGAGCGGACCCCAGCACUACCAACCUGCGCCCCACAACAUAUGACACCUGGUGCGGCGUGGCUCAUGGAUGCACCAGAAAACUGGGGCUCAAGAUCUGCGGCCUUUUGCAGAGAACCAACAGCCUGGAAGAGAAGAGCCGGCUUGUGGGCGCCUUCAAGGAGAGGCAGUCCUCCAAGAACCUGCUUUCCUGUGAAAACGGCGACAGGGAUAGCCGCUUCCGGCGCACAGAGACGGACUUCUCCAACCUGUUUGCUCGAGAUCUGCUUCCUUCUAAGAAUGGGGAGGAGCAAACCGUGCAGUUCCUACUGGAGGUAGUGGACAUACUUCUCAACUAUGUCCGCAAGACGUUUGAUCGCUCCACCAAGGUUCUGGACUUCCACCACCCACACCAGCUGCUGGAAGGCAUGGAGGGGUUCAAUUUGGAGCUCUCUGACCAUCCCGAGUCCCUGGAGCAGAUCCUGGUUGACUGCAGAGAUACCCUAAAGUAUGGUGUUCGUACAGGUCAUCCUCGAUUUUUCAACCAGCUCUCCACUGGACUGGAUAUCAUUGGUUUAGCUGGUGAAUGGCUGACAUCAACUGCCAACACCAAUAUGUUUACAUAUGAAAUUGCACCGGUGUUUGUCCUCAUGGAGCAAAUAACUCUUAAGAAGAUGAGAGAGAUAGUCGGAUGGUCAAGUAAAGAUGGUGAUGGGAUAUUUUCCCCUGGGGGAGCCAUAUCCAACAUGUACAGCGUCAUGGCCGCUCGCUACAAGCACUUCCCGGAAGUGAAGACAAAGGGCAUGGCGGCGGUGCCCAGACUGGUCCUCUUCACCUCGGAGCACAGCCACUAUUCCAUAAAGAAAGCUGGGGCUGCUCUUGGCUUUGGAACUGAUAACGUGAUUUUGAUAAAGUGCAAUGAAAGGGGGAAGAUAAUUCCAGCUGAUUUAGAGGCAAGAAUUCUUGAAGCCAAACAAAAGGGAUAUGUUCCUCUUUAUGUGAAUGCCACUGCUGGCACUACUGUUUAUGGAGCUUUUGAUCCGAUACAGGAGAUAGCAGAUAUAUGUGAGAAAUACAACCUUUGGCUGCAUGUUGAUGCUGCCUGGGGCGGUGGGCUACUCAUGUCCAGGAAGCACCGCCACAAGCUCAGCGGCAUAGAGAGGGCCAACUCAGUCACCUGGAACCCUCACAAGAUGAUGGGUGUGCUGUUGCAGUGCUCUGCCAUUCUCGUCAAGGAGAAGGGUAUACUGCAAGGGUGCAACCAGAUGUGUGCAGGAUACCUCUUCCAGCCGGACAAGCAGUAUGACGUCUCCUACGACACUGGGGACAAGGCAAUUCAGUGUGGCCGCCACGUGGACAUUUUCAAGUUCUGGCUGAUGUGGAAGGCAAAGGGCACAGUGGGAUUUGAAAAUCAGAUCAACAAAUGCUUGGAACUGGCUGAAUACCUCCAUGCCAAGAUUAAAAACAGAGAUGAAUUUGAGAUGGUUUUUGAUGGUGAGCCUGAACAUACAAACGUCUGUUUCUGGUAUAUUCCACAAAGCCUCAGGGGCAUUCCAGAUAGCCCUGAGCGACGGGAAAAACUACACAGGGUGGCCCCCAAAAUCAAAGCCCUGAUGAUGGAGUCAGGCACGACCAUGGUUGGCUACCAGCCUCAGGGGGACAAGGCCAACUUCUUCCGGAUGGUCAUCUCGAACCCAGCUGCCGCACAGUCUGACAUUGACUUCCUCAUUGAGGAGAUAGAAAGGCUGGGCCAGGAUCUGUAAUCGCCCUCCGCAGAACAUGAGUUUAUGGGAAUUCCUUUUCCCCUCUGGCACCCUAGAACGAACCCCUGUAAGUUGCUGAAACACAUGGGCCUUUUCAUUGAGGAAAAGUAUAGUAUCCUGAAGAAUAUUGUUUAAACCCUACCUAAGCUUGUUAUAGUUAGUAGGAAAUAAUGUUCUUUUUGAAAAGUUGCACAUUAAAAACACAGUAUAUGUGUGCAGUUAUAUAUACCUCUCUAUAUAUGUAUGUGUAGUGCGUGUGGCUUCAUGAUAGAUCACAGCAUGUCUCCUGCUCCCGGAUAAUUAACUUCACCUCCAGCAGUUACUGAGGGUCCAGAUGUGCUGCAAACCAGCUUGCCCAGCAAACCCUCAGGAAAGAUGUUUUUCAAAAUGUUGUGCUGUAGGGACCAAGGGCGGGGUUUGACCUCAUUGUCGGGGCUUCUCUCCCUCCUGAGGUGAUGGGUGGGUGAGAGACAGCAUGAGAUGACAAGAGUGACACCCUCCCCAUUAGUGUACUGUUAGGGGAAAAUGGUAGCAGAGUCAUUGUUACAGGUGUGCUAUUGCUGUAUUUUUGGAGGUUAAUUUGUGUAGAUUGUGUAUAUUUCUGUUGUCUGACAUGUGUCAUGAUCUCAAUGACUGUUUAAUUGUAGGUAAAUGAAAUAUUUGCCUAUUUAUAUUCAGAGAUUUACCAUGUUAAAGAGGUGUCUUGUAUUUUCUUCCCAUUUGUAAUGUAUCUUAUUUAUAUAUUAAAGCAGUUUAUGGUAUUUUCAUGCAUUUGUGAGCCAAAGAGAAAUGAUAAAUAUUAGUGAGACUUGUAUUUAUAUUAGAGUGCCCUUAAAAUAAUGACUUAAGCAUAAGAGAAUUUUGUACAUAGACCCUUACAUAUGGAAAUCCCAUUACCUAAAUAGCAUCUGCUCUUCUGUUACCCUCUCUGUCUGGCUGUAUGUGUAGGGUUCUCAAUGCUUUUCUAGCAACUGUUGGAUAGUAACCAGAUUUCUUGUAAUUUUGUAGUAGUUCAUGACCAAUCUCUGUGACUUGCUUAGCUCAAACCUAAGGCAACAUUUCUGAAGACCUUCAUCUCAGAUAAAUUGACCAGGCUCACAACUGUUUUUGAAGAAAGGAAAUUCACACUGUGCAUUUUAGAGUAUGCAAGAAUAUAAAUAAAUAAAAAUAUUCUCCAUGGAGAAUUUGAACAAAA